Messenger RNA from Helicoverpa armigera (cotton bollworm), 4035 nucleotides. RefSeq lists its product as uncharacterized. The record is from RefSeq and is a predicted model, not a curated record. NCBI's taxonomy places the organism in Eukaryota, Metazoa, Arthropoda, Insecta, Lepidoptera, Noctuidae. Gene Ontology annotation, molecular function: dimethylallyltranstransferase activity; (2E,6E)-farnesyl diphosphate synthase activity. Gene Ontology annotation, biological process: trans, trans-farnesyl diphosphate biosynthetic process. The coding region runs from base 250 to 1407 and encodes 385 amino acids. Gene Ontology annotation, cellular component: cytoplasm. The transcript has 6 exons.
ACGUCAGUGUCAAAAUAGCAUUAACUUUGGAGGACGUCGCCGCGGCCGCCAAAGCCAGUUUUAUAAAUAAACGUGUGCAUUUAUUCUCGGUGUAAGAGCACAUAAAUAAACAGUAAGGGAAUAUGCUAUCACACAAAUAGUUUAUGUUUUAAACUGUUCAUUUAAAACACGCAAGAUAUUGAAUAUUAAAGUGUAUUUGCCAGGAAUUCGGUCAGAGAAAGUGAGCACGUAGCUAAUAUUUAAUCAAAGAUGAAUAACAUAAAAUUCCUUCGAUUUAUGAGUAGAACACGGACGCUAUGUGGCGGCUACAACAAACAUCCGGGAUUUCUUCAACAGUCUUUGAAGAGACAUAUGCAGACAAGUGUGUCAAUAUCUCAAAUAAUGAAGGAAAAAGAGAUUUUUCACGAUGCACUGCCAGGUAUCAUAGACAACCUGCAGGCUAGUUCUAAGAUAUCACAACUCCCUGAAGUUGGCAACUGGGUCAGGAAGGUGCUUGAACACAAUUUGACUGGUGGCAAACAUUCAAGAGGUAUAAUCACAAUGCUAUCAUAUGAGAUGCUGGAAACUCCUGAAAAAGUUACCGAUGAGAAACUCAAGUUGGCCAGGGUGCUUGGAUGGUGUGUAGAAAUGCUACAAGCCUACUUCAUAGUAGUAGACGAUAUAAUGGACAGGUCAACAACACGUCGAGGCAUGCCAUGCUGGUACCGGAUGCCGAACGUUGGUCUAGGCGCCUUAAACGACUCCAUACUCAUACAUUGUGCGAUUAUGGAAACGCUAGAGACGUACUUUGGUAACACGGAACAUUAUGUAGAUGUUGUUCGACUUUUUAAUGAGGCACUACUCUACACCUCAAUGGGGCAACACUUGGACUUCACGACGGCCCACCACAAAAAAGACUACAGUCUAUUCACAAUAGACCGUUACGAGUCUAUUGUGAAGUACAAGACUAGUUGCUAUACCUUCAGGUUGCCUGUCCUAUUGGGCCUGGUACAGGUUCAGGAUGUCGAUAAGAGAAUGUAUGCGGAUGUUGAUGAUAUCUGCUUCAAGUUGGGCAGACUGUUUCAAAUGCAGGACGACUACAUAGACUGUUACGGCGACGAAUCAGUCACCGGCAAAGCAGGUACCGACAUCCAAGAAGGUAAGUGCUCCUGGUUAGCUGUCACCGCUUUAAAGCGCUGCAACGAUGCACAGAGAGAACUCUUCACAAACCACUAUGGCAGCGAUAAACCAGAACACGUCGACAUUAUCAAGCGGCUUUACGGUGAUUUGGGGCUACCAGAGAUUUACCUACAAGAAGAGACUGAACUCCAUAAUGAUAUUACUUCGAAAGUAAGAGCGUUGCCGUCUGAAACCGCUCCUACGUUCUUCUUUAAGCUAAUAGACAGGAUUUAUAAGAGGAAACAUUAAUUGUUAGUCGAUUAAUCGAGCGCCGAGCAAGCUUAUUCGAUUUCGAAUGCAAUAUUCGAAUCGAUUAUUUUUCUAUUCGAUGGUCGAUAAAGUUUGCUCGGCUCUAAAUGGAUAUUUGUCGAGAGAUUUUCAUAAUAUAUUUUUACUGUUUAAUCGUCGGUGAAGUAAUACCAAUAUUGUUUAUUUAUUUUCGGGUUAAUGUCAUGACAAUAAUAUUUUUUAACGAUUAUGCUCGAUUAUUUUAAUCGAAUAUAAGUUGUGAAUGGGCAUUCUUAAUUUUUCAUUUUAUUACUAGGUAUUUAAAGAGUCACAAAAUAAAUUAAGUUAUGUGCAUAUAGAAAUGUUAUCUUAGUUAUAUAUUUGUGCAUGCUCGUCAAAUUUAUGAAAUACCAGUGACUAGAAUAUCCUUCCGUCCGAUAUUCCAAUGUCGGGCAACCAAUCACUCAUAAUAUUGACUCCAGUAUUAAGAGAUUAGAGAGUAUUGAAGAAUAUAUUGCUAAAUGAGCCUAAUAUUUUUAACUAAAGUCUGUCAACAACGGACUCUGCCGGCAAAAAAGUAAUCCAUGAAAAUACCACGUGUUCCUUUUAGGCCGAAGUUCACCGACAACACAAACAUACAUAUAUGAUACAUAUAUUUUUUUUUGCGUUCCAUUUUCAAAAUAAACGGACGUUUAUAUUGUCGAUGAAAAUCGGUUUAGUUUGUUUGUUAUAAUUAACAGUUGAGAGGAUGUUAAUUUGAGUGUAAUGUAAUAACUGAAAUGAUAAAUAAGGAACGUUGCCGUUUCUUGUUCAUAUGUAUCAAUGUAUGAAUGAGAUGACAUUUAUUAAAGACAGCAUUUCAGCCUGAGAUUUCAGUACUCUUGUUAGAUUUAUGUGCCAAAUACAAUAUACAUAGAAAAUAAAGAGUGCAUUUGGAAACUCAGUCCACCUUAUUAUAAAACGUGGUUUUAAAAAAGUACCAGCUUUUGUACUACCUCUAAACCACCGUCUCGAACAAAAUAAGUGGACUAAACCUAUUCCUAAAGCGAGUACUUCUUAAAACCACGUUUUAUGAUAUGGAGGAGUAUGUUUAGAUUUGAAUUAGAUUUUUACUGGAAAAAGAUAAGUUUUUCUAUAUACGUACAUAAAUUGAGAACGUGAGAAACUACUGUUCUUUAAAGAGUUUGUAUCCGAUUCUAAAUCUUGAAUCAUCAUCCUCCGAGCCUUUUUCCCUACUAUGUUGGGGUUGGCUUGAAUGAAAAUAAAAUUCAUAAUAUUAAUCGAGCUCGUUACCUAUGGUGCUUUUAUCAUACAUGUAAUGUUGUAAUAAAAUAAAAGGAAGUCUGUAUAGAGAACCAUAAAGUCUUAGAUAGGAGAUGUUAUUUUUUAUUAAGGGUUAACGUAUAAAGCUAUUAGUGUAUACUAAUAUUAUAAAGAGGAAAACUUUGUUUGUUUGGUUGUAAUGAAUAGGCUCAAAAACUACUGGACCGUUUUUUAAAAUUCUGUCGCCAUUCGAAAGCUACAUUAUCCACGAGUGACAUAGGCUAUAUCCCGGUACGUGCAGUAGUUACCACGGGACGCGGGUGAAACCGCGAGAAAACGGCUAGUAUUUAUAAAAUUGGGCAUUUUUUAUUUAUCUUCAGAAUUAGCUAUGAAUAAAUGUGGUAUGCUGAAUAUGCAAGGUAGCAAGGUAGCAAGCUACUCCAAACUGUAAAAUUCUCCCAUUCAAUAUUGAAUCGUAUACUUUUAAGAUAAAAUCUAUCGAAAAUAUGACAGACCUUAGUAGCUCGAUGUGCUUGCAUCUGCGUUACUUUUGCAAUGUAAAUAUUUUAAAUCUCGAAUAAAGACUUGACGCCUUUAUAAUCUGUGUUGAAUGAUUGAAGAAUUAUAUUUAUUGUGUUAAAAUCUUUGUUUGUGACUUUGUGUAAACGGGUUUAAGGGCAUGUUAUUGUUUGGCAUAUAUAUAAUAAUUUAUGUUGUGCGGUAAUUAUUGUAAUUUUAACUUCAUCGCUCAUAUUUUCAGUAAGCUUUAUAUUUAUGACUUUGGUGUCAAAGUACAGAAGACUUAUAUCAGUAGGUAUGCAAUUAAAAUUAUAUGCAGGCACUGUACUCUUUAUAUACAGUAUGUACAGUCGCCCAAAAAGAUGUACUACCCUUUGUGUGAGAUUUAUUUAAACAUUAUAAAACAACAAGGCCGAAUUCUCCUUUAGCUCCAUUUAAAAAGUAAACUGUUGCCACUAUGGAUCGUACAGUAUUUUUUUUGUUAUAACUGGUAGACCACUUUCUUGACUGACUUUAUUUUCAAGGCCAAACAUUAUUCCGUCUUAUGAUUAGCAAAACAUAUUUAUAUUUUCUACGGAAAGUAAAAAAUAUGUGUGCAAUAUUUUUGUUAAUUUCAAAGACGGACGGACAUUUUCCUUUGGUGAUUGUAGUGAAUUAUAUUUUAAUAAUUUAUCGGUUAAUAUCAGCGAUUGCUUUAUGUCUCUUAAAGUCGUUGUGAUUUGAAAUAUUAAUUAAAGGGUUCAUUGACCUUUGUAACUAUGAGCGGUGAAGGAUCUUUGUUCUUCUGAAAUAUAUAAGUACACUUAUUUGCAUACAAGGUUAAGUAAGUACAUGGGAGUUUUAUAAAUAAAUGAUUUAUUAUUGAAA